GCUGCACAUAAGGCUCAACGGGUAUACGGUAUACCUAUGAAGUAUUGAAGUGCUACGUGCACAUUCUCUAGAGAUAAAGGAUACCUGCCCAAGCGUUUAGCUACUAUUUAUCAUAGACCAUGUUCUUUGACUUCAUGUAUGUACAUGACAUGAACUAAGCUGUCUACUUGUAAUUACUCUGAAGCGUUGAAUGCAACGACACAGUGAAGAUAUGGAUGCUUGGAAACCCAUUUCCCCAUUGUUCCAUGCCAUCCAACCUUUCACCAGACAUGCCACAGAUACACCUUGGCCCCAAAAGAUCUGGUGGAUUCUCAUCCCUCUAGCAUCCAUCAUCACCGUGCUAAGACUCGCCGCAAGAAUAAUUCGCAAUUUUAGUUUCAGCCGCUUUGCGAAAGCCAGGGGAUGCGUGCCGCCUCUGGUCGUAGCGAACCCCUUCCCCCUGCCAUGGAGUCUGGGGCGGAAGUACGAAGUCUACAAGGCCUCGGUCGGCGGCGACCUGUUCGAGGGCCACUUUCAGCGGAAGUAUAAGAAGUACGGCAACACGCAUGCCAUCGUGUCUCCCGUGCUCGGGACGCAGAAGGGGAUCAAUACGGUGGAGCCGGAGAACUUCAAGACCGUGUUGGCGACCCGUUUUGAAGAUUACAAGAGGCCGGCCUGGAGGUCGUUGGCUGCGCAGCCUAUGCUUCUUCCGGGUCUCUUUACGACUGACGGACCGGUCUGGGCCCAUUGGAGGGCCAUGGUAAAGCCCCAGUUCACGCGCAAAAAGUUCGACGAGAACGUCGCCAACAGCGAAAGACACAUGCAACUCGUGUUCACAGCCCUAGGUAAUCCAGGGGCCAACGGCUGGACAGACGAUAUAGAUCUUCUAGUAGAUCAUCUUUACCGACUAACGAUGGACACCGCAACCCAAUUCCUCUUCGGCGCCUCAGCAGAAACGCAAACCGCAGCGCUAGUCCGCGCCGGCAAGAUCCCCGCCGACACAUACGUCAAGUCGCUGCUCGACGGGUUCGACGAGAAGUUCCUGCAGGCAGCGGGCUACGUGGGCCACCGCAUCAAGCUGUCGACCAUGUACUGGAUCUACGACGGCGCCGCCUUCCGCGAGGCCUGUCGCGAGCUGUACGCCAUGGUCGACGCGUACAUCACCGACGUCCGCUCCCAAUCCGCAGCCCGAGGGCUGGAGGAUGGGAAAGAGCACUCGAACUUGAUCGAGGAGAUGGAAGCGCAGGGCGCGUCGCAGCGCGACAUGGUGAACCAGACGAUGCACCUGCUGGUCGCGGGGAUGGACACCUCGGCCGGGGCGCUGGGCUGGACGUUUAGCAUGCUCGCCGCGAACCCGGCCAUCUACCGGACGCUCCGCGAGGCCGUCGUCGCGAAGUUCGGCACGGAAGGGAAUCGCCUGGAGCCGUUCACGCUGGAGACGCUGAAGAGCUGCGCGUAUCUGCAGUGGGUGAUCCUGGAGACGCUGCGGCUGUUCCCCGCGGGCCCGAUCAAUGUCCGCGUCGCCGUGCGAGACACGGUGCUACCCGUGGGCGGGGGGCCGGACGGCAAGAGCCCGGUGGCGGUUAGGAAGGGGGCGAGGGUGCAGCUGGGCACGUACUACACGCAUCGGAGGAAGGAUCUGUGGGGGGAGGAUGCGGAUGAGUAUCGUCCGGAGAGGUGGAAUGGGAGGAGGAAGGGCUGGGACUAUACGCCGUUUAGUGGCGGUCCGCAGGUUUGCAUUGGGCAGGGUUACUCGAUGACGCAGGUGUCGUACGCGAUCGCGAGGUUUGUCAUGCACUUUGACGAAUUGCAGCCGUCUCCGGGAAGCAACAAUGGGAAACGGUCGUGGAUGACGGUGUUGAUGCCGGGUGAUGGAGUCAAAGUUCGGAUGCACGUAAACCAAAGCUAA
This is a messenger RNA of Hypoxylon fragiforme, 1888 nucleotides long. Its product is annotated as cytochrome P450. Gene Ontology annotation, molecular function: heme binding; monooxygenase activity; iron ion binding. Bases 191 to 1888 code for a protein of 565 amino acids. The transcript has 4 exons. The record is from RefSeq and is a predicted model, not a curated record. NCBI's taxonomy places the organism in Eukaryota, Fungi, Ascomycota, Sordariomycetes, Xylariales, Hypoxylaceae.